AUGUCCUCUGAAGAUGGAGACGACUCUGUAUUUGAAGAGUUGAGGGACGUGGAAAUAUACUGGGCGGAGAAAUAUGAGCUCUUCGAGGCCCACGGGUACGCACUGCGUCCUCGAUACCGGCCGGGCUGGAAACCAUCUUGGAUUGGCAAACCGCCCAUUGCAAUCAUGUAUGCGGAGGACGCGCUCUCAUUACAUGCAAGAAUCAACGUCAUAGAUGCGACACGCAUAUCCGAUGGCAGACUCGUCUAUCUCAAGAAGAUCGACUCCGACUCCGAAGAGCUCAAACUGUUGCAGUACCUCACAUCUCCAGAGUUGCUUGAAGAUCCAUAUAAUCACUGCGUGCCCCUACUGGACGUUAUCUACGACCCGUCUGAUCCUCAGACUUGUUUCGUUGUCAUGCCGUUUUUGCGGUACAUUGACCAUCCUCCGUUUGAACUUGUCGAAGACAUGCUCGAGUGCGGCGAGCGUAUCCUCGAGGGGCUCGUCUUUCUACACGAUUGUGGCGUAGCCCACCGUGACUGCGCUUAUAAGAAUAUAAUGAUGGACGCCACGGCUGUCUUUCCCAAAGGCUUCCACCCCAUGGCGGAAACGACACUCCCAGACCUUUCGGGGCUCGCCCCUUUCGUGCGCCGCAUAGACGUACCCGUCAAGUACUACUUCAUCGACUUCGGCAUAUCCACACAGUUUGCCCCGGACCAGCACCCUCGGCUUGUUCUCGGAACGGAUGGCCUGGACGACGAGGUCCCCGAGCUGUCUAACACAGUACCGUAUGACCCCUUCAAGACCGAUAUCUUCAUCAUCGGGAACCUUCUACGCCAGCAGUUUCUGCAAAGAUACUCGAACACAGAAGAGCUCAACCCUCUCGUCAAGCGCAUGCGCAGCAAAGAGCCGAGCCAGCGUCCGAGCGCACGCGAAGCUCUCCGCGACUGGAAAGCCAUCCGAAGGCAAAUCCACGGCAUCCGGCGGUACUGGCGGCUGCGCCCUCCGAGCCACGAAGAGCCGUGGCCUCUGACGCUCUGGUUCGAAUUUAAGGCCUGCAUUCUCGCCGUCCUCAGGUACUGGGGGUCUCCGAAUUGA
Molecule: messenger RNA, 1077 nt
Organism: Trametes versicolor FP-101664 SS1
Lineage: Eukaryota; Fungi; Basidiomycota; Agaricomycetes; Polyporales; Polyporaceae
Exons: 6
Coding region: 1-1077 (358 amino acids)
Biological process (GO): protein phosphorylation
Molecular function (GO): ATP binding; protein kinase activity
Source: RefSeq, a predicted model, not a curated record